AUGAACCAUGCCUCCGACGCGCUGGCCUUGAGCCCCCCAGCAAUGGUUCCCGACAGUGAACCAGGUCCUACGCCCACAAAAGAUGGACUGGAUAGCACAGACCGAGAUGCCGAUUCGGCGCAGGAUCCCCCCGCGUCAGAUGCGAUAGACGAGGACCUGCCCAACGAUGAGAACACGACGCCUCCAAUAAACUUGACCAAUGCCCUUGCAAAACAAGACCAAUCAGAAGACCCCCGCAGGGCCAGCUCACAAUCUGGUGCCGACAAUCCAGGCAACAACCGGAGCACUCCUGGGUCAGGGAACAACUCCAGCCUCUUCAGCAACCCCCCAAACCUGUCGCGCAUACGAAGAGUCUUGUUUGAAUGCAAGGACCCGAUUGAGAUUAGCACGAGCGAAUUCGAGACCUACUGGCCCUUUAUUGACAAUGUCUGGGUCAAGCAGAGGUCGAAUUCCAGUAAGGAAGGCCACUGCACCACGGACUACUAUAUGUGUCGCCUGCGGCGCCCGACGCACCGUCCAUCCGAAAGCCGUCCAUUGCCUGAAGGCAAGCGUCCACGGAAGAAGCGUGUUCGGGAAGGGGGCCUAUGCAACUUCCAAAUCAAAGUAGUGCGCUUCGAAGGCGCAUACUCGACGGUCACCAUUGCCCGUACCCCCGGCAGCAACAGCGUCCAUUCGCACGACCUCGACCAUCUCGACCGAGUGAAGCGUAACUCGGGGGUCGUGGAAUAUGCCCGGAAGGAGUCGGUCAAAGGCUAUCUGCCAUCGUCUAUCUACACCAAACUCCAGGAAGAACCCGACGAGCUCGCGGAGGCCGGCGGGCGGUUUCUCACCGUGACGGAUGUGCGCAAUGUCUCCGCCAAGUGGCGCCUACAAAACCCCGAUGCCAAGCUUGUUGCACACGAAGGCUAUGAAUAUCAAAAGGGAUACGGAAUUGUUAAGGCUCAGAACGCCGAUGGCGUUCAGGAACGACCAGCGAGACCGACAGCACCUCAAACUGCACCGGGUGCCCUGGCCUUUCCCCAGUUUUCUUUGGAGUUCCUGGACCCCUAUCUUCCCAACCAUGACCAGCCGCGUCGACUCCCUCACGUCACCCUAACGUACGCCGCAUCGAUGGACUCUAUGAUCUCGCUCCAGCCCGGCAUGCAGACGGUCCUCUCGGGACCCGAGUCCAAAUUGAUGACUCACUAUCUACGCUCGCGCCAUGACGCAAUCCUCGUGGGAGUGGGCACCGUGCUGGCGGACGACCCAGGGCUGAACUGCCGGCUGGACGGAGCCGGGGGGUAUGGAGGUCUGGGACGCAUGUGGCAGCCACGACCAGUGAUAAUUGACCCCAUGGGACGGUGGCCGGUCCAUCGCGAAUGCCGCGUGCUCCGAACCGCCGUGGAGGGGAAAGGCAAAGCUCCCUGGAUUGUGAUCUCCCCCGCGGCCCAGGUCCCGCCGGAGAGGGUGAUGAUGCUCAAGGGCUACGGGGGCGACUAUCUUCGCAUCGUGGAAUACAACGAGGGCUGGCGUCUGCGCUGGGAGGCCAUCCUCCGGGCGCUCGCGCUCGAAGGCAUCAAAAGCGUCAUGAUCGAGGGUGGCGGCACAGUGUUGAGCGAGCUGCUCAACCCGGAGUAUACCAGCUUUGUGGACUCGCUGAUUGUGACCGUGGCGCCUACCUAUCUUGGACGCGGCGGAGUGAGCGUCAGUCCCGAUUCGAAACGCAACGAGGACGGGCAGCCCAGCGCGGCGCUCAAGCCUCAGCAGGUGCGGUGGACGACAUUAGGACAGGAUGUGGUGAUGUGUGGACGGGUUCGACCAGACGAGUAG
Molecule: messenger RNA, 1809 nt
Organism: Penicillium lagena
Lineage: Eukaryota; Fungi; Ascomycota; Eurotiomycetes; Eurotiales; Aspergillaceae
Product: RibD family protein
Exons: 1
Coding region: 1-1809 (602 amino acids)
Biological process (GO): riboflavin biosynthetic process
Molecular function (GO): 5-amino-6-(5-phosphoribosylamino)uracil reductase activity
Source: RefSeq, a predicted model, not a curated record